UUGGGACCCCGGGCCUCGGUGCACGGACUGCUCAGGGACUUGGGACCCCGGGCCUCGGUGCACGGACUGCUCUUGGGCAUAAGGCGACCCCGGGGCCUCGGUGCACGGACUGCUCUUGGGCGUAAGGCGACCCCGGGCCCUCGGUGCACCGGCUGCCCUUGGGCGUAAGGCGACCCCGGGCCCUCGGUGCACCGGCUGCCCUUGGGCGUAAGGCGACCCCGGGGCCUCGGUGCACGGACUGCUCUUGGGCGUAAGGUCCUCUGAUUCGCCCGAGCGGGCUUCCUGGGACGGUGCACGCGACAGAUUGGACGCCUUCAGGAGGGACAAGGUUUCUUCCAGGUAUGGAUAAAUUGGGGGACGUCAUCUCCUUAGGCUGGUGUGUGUACAAACAAUGUGAAAUGGUGCAAGACUGCAAGAAACAGUGCCAGCGUCUGAGGACCCGCAUCCACGGCCUGCUGCAGCCUCUGCAAAUGCUCCAGGCCCGAGGGGAAGGGAACCUGCCCGCUAAGAUCACCACUGCGCUGAACAAUUUCCAGGAUGUCCUAGAGGAAGCUGAGAAGCAGAUAGAGAAGUUUAGCAAUAAAUCCUAUAUCCAUAAGUCUCUAACAUCGGGGAAGGACAAAAGACUCUUUAAAGACGUGAACGAAAGGCUGAACGAUGUCCACAAGGAGCUCUCACUGCUGCUUCAGGUGUAUCAGUGGGCGCCUGCUUCAAGCAUCAGCCAAGAAGUGUCCUGGGAGCAAGAAGAUCAGCAGGAUGCCGAGGAAGACUGGCGAGUCUUCCGAAGUCUAACUGGAAGUGCAAUUAUCGAAGCUUCAAUGGAGCAAUUGAAAAAUGACGUGGAAAAAAUCAUGGAGACCAACAGGAAAAAAAUCAUUGAGACCGUGAGGCACUACUUACAGAGUUUCAUGAAGAAAGUCCCAGACUAUAAAAUCAAGGAGAUUGAGAAGGAGGAGCUUUCAGAACCUGAUUGGACCCUGCUAAGGGAAAAUGAAUUCAGCAAAGUUUUUAAAGGAAAAUACCACCAAUCUCCAGUGGCCAUAAAAGUAUUCAACAACGUCAACCCCAGAAAUAUUGGAAGAGUGAGACAAACUUUCAAAAAUGAGAUCAUAACUAUGAAGAAAUUUGAUUCUCCUAACAUCCUGCGUAUAUUUGGGAUUUGCAUUGAUGAAGCGGUGACUCCACCUCAGUUCUCCAUUGUCAUGGAGUACUGUGAGCUCGGGACCCUGAGGGAACUGCUGGAUCAGAAGAAGGACCUCAAAUUGGCUGAGCGCAUUGUCCUGGCUGUGGGGGCAGCCAGAGGCUUAUACAGGCUGCACCAUUCAGAACCCCCUGAACUCCACAGAAACAUCAGCAGCAGGAGCUUCCUGGUAACUAACGGCUACCAAGUGAAGCUUUCAGGAUUGGAGUUGAGGGAAACGCAGACUUCCAUCAGCAGAACAACUAAGAGACAAAAAACAGAGAGAGUCCGUUCCACAGCAUAUAUCUCACCUCAAAUACUGGAAAAUGUGUUUGAUAGAUAUGACAUAAAAGCUGAAAUAUACAGCUUUGGAAUUGUCCUCUGGGAAAUUGUCACUGGGAAGAUCCCGUUUGAAGGCUGUGAUUCUAAGAAGAUCUGCCAGCUGGUGGCUGUGGACCGGCACCAGGAGCCACUGGGUGAAGAUUGCCCUUCACAGUUGCAGGAGAUCAUUGAUGAUUGCCGAGCAUAUGAGCCCUCCAGGCGGCCUUCUGUUAAUGAAAUCUUAGAGAAACUGUCUGUCUUUUACAAUGCUGUGGAUUGAAACUGAAACUAAGGAGUCCCUGGACAAGAAGCUGGAAGAGGCGCAAGCAGGGCAUCUUUCUCUCUCCUGUCCUUUGGCAUGGAGUUAUUUAUGGGUACAGGGGGGCAGCACUUCUAUGUUACAAAUAGAAAACAGUUCCAGGCAUGCAGAGCAUAUCCCCCUCCAAAUGAUAUUGUCAAAAAUACACCUCUGAUAGUAAUCGGUAGAUGUUUUACAAAAAUGUAUCUCUCUGUGUAUUGACACCUCUUGGCACUGUGACUUAGCGGCUCCUCCCAUCGCAAAGUGGAGUCUAUACUUGAAAUUAAUAUAUAAUUGUAUGUCAAUUAUAUUUCAAUUGAAAAGAAAUACUCUCUCCUACAAACUGAAAUGUUCAUAGAUGAUGAAAUUAUAUAUCUGGGAUUUGAUUGAAAAUAAUCCAGGGGGAGGGGGAAUAAAUACAGAUAGAGAAAAAAGUAAAAUAAGAUUAGCUAUGAAUUGCUAACUGUUGAAUCUGGAUGAUGAGUACAUAGUGGUUCAUAUGCUCUUCUCUUCUGAAUAUGCUUAAAACUUUCUACAAUAAAAUUAUUUUUUAAAAG
This is a messenger RNA of Miniopterus natalensis, 2356 nucleotides long. NCBI's taxonomy places the organism in Eukaryota, Metazoa, Chordata, Mammalia, Chiroptera, Miniopteridae. The record is from RefSeq and is a predicted model, not a curated record.